AUGAGUUAUAGAGAAAAACCAGACUAUAAGUAAAUAAAAUAUUUGGAUAAAUAGAUAUUUUCAAUACUUAUUUAGAAAAAUGACUUUUUAAUAAAAAGUUGAAUAUAGAUUUGAUUGGCUAGAUGAGAAUUAUUAAGAGAGUAAAUCUGGUUCAAUAUCACCACCAAAAUAGUAAUCAAUAAAAGCGAUGGAUAUAUUGCAUUUAAUGUAGUAAAUCUAUUCACCAAAGUAGUAAAAAUAAAGUGAAGAGUUUGAUGAUACAGGAUUAUCAAAGAGAGAGUCAAAUGGAAGAUUAUCAAUAGGAAAUAACUCUUAUAAUUUUUUAUCUUGUGAGAAUAGAUUAAAUUUAAGACAUAAAAGCACAAGUUCAUUAAAUGAAUCUAAUUAAUAAUAUCGUGAUAUUCAACCAGAAGGAAGUUGUAUGAUAGCAUAUUAGAGAAAUGUAAGAUUUGGACCAUUUCAAAAUGAAAUAAAUAAUACUCCAAAAUAAGUAGAAAGAAGUCCAUUGCGUAAAAUAAGAUUAGAGUUCUUCAUAAAUUGA
Messenger RNA from Paramecium sonneborni, 541 nucleotides. The record is from the annotation of a GenBank genome assembly. Lineage: Eukaryota; Ciliophora; Oligohymenophorea; Peniculida; Parameciidae.